AUGCCACAUCAAUCACGGUAUCUCUGGUUAGCAUACCGUAAUCUGCUCUCAGCAGGUCGACUAAAAUCAAACACGGAACAAGCUAAGUUGGCCAGCGAACUUGGUCAGUUACAGCAGAGGCUCACCACUACCAGAUGGUUGAGGCAGAACACCCAUAACGGCUUCUACAUCCAUGGAGGUGUGGGUACCGGGAAGUCCAGGAUGGCAGACUUGUUCGCUGCGACUUUGCCAUCGCAGGUCACGCGACGUCGCGCACACUUCUUCGAGUUUAUGACAGACAUUCAUAUGCGCUUACACCGUGCACGUAGUCAAGCGAAUUAUGCUGGAGAUCCACUCGUGCAGAUUGGUCAUGUGGUACAGAAAGAGUCGUCUGUCUUGUGUCUGGAUGAGUUUCAGGUCAGCGAUAUCGCUGAUGCAGUAAUACUCAAGCGUUUGUUUACCUCUUUCUGGGAACGAGGUGGAAUAAUGAUCUCGACCAGCAAUCGACAUCCUACAGAACUGUACAAAAACGGGCUGAACAGAGGACUGUUUAUCCCCUUUAUUGAGGAACUACAACGACGUUGUGUCAUUUUCCAGAUGAAAGGUGAGCACGACUACCGUAUGGACAAUGGGAAGCAGUAUCAGAGACAUGAUAUUUUCUUCACCGAUGCCACGGAAUUUCAAAGAUCCCUCUCAAAAGUCACGGACGACGCUUUUGUCAAAUCUAUCGAAAUACCAGUCGUGAUGGGCAGGAAAAUGAAGGUCAAUGCUACAGAAGUCAACGACAACGCCAAGCCGAUGGUGUCGGCCACUUUCUCAUCCCUCUGCGAAGCUUUUCUCGGCGCCUCAGACUAUCACGCUUUGUGCAAUUUUGCGUCUACUAUCUACCUCUCAGGCCUUCGCAAAUUUCGAUCCGAUGAACUGGAUAUUGUCAGACGAUUCAUCACAUUGGUUGACAUUGCAUAUGAAUCGCGGACACGCAUUCUGUGCCUGUCCACCGAACCCAUCCUGAAAACGUUUGAGAACAUCAUCCUGAGUGGAGAACCAACAUCCGAAGUCGAGAGCGGAGGUGACCAAGGCUUGUCAACGUCGAAACCUUUGAAUAAGCUACGCGAAGUUCUACAAGAUCAAAACCUGAAAGUCAGGGGCGAGGGAGGGAGCAGUUCAAGCAUGAUGAGCACGUUCAUUAACGACGUUGAGUGGAGUGCUACAGGUCUGAAGAAAGCUUCGCUUGCAACUGGUGGAGCUGGCGAGACGGACGUCAGGUUUGCGAUAGUGCGUGCGAUAUCGAGGUUGUCGGAGAUGAGUUCAGAAGGAUAUGGUGUGAAAGAUUGA
Molecule: messenger RNA, 1314 nt
Organism: Lithohypha guttulata
Lineage: Eukaryota; Fungi; Ascomycota; Eurotiomycetes; Chaetothyriales; Trichomeriaceae
Exons: 2
Coding region: 1-1314 (437 amino acids)
Cellular component (GO): cytoplasm; mitochondrion
Molecular function (GO): ATP hydrolysis activity; ATP binding
Source: RefSeq, a predicted model, not a curated record